This is a messenger RNA of Toxorhynchites rutilus septentrionalis, 583 nucleotides long. It is a transcript of the gene RpLP1, whose product is annotated as 60S acidic ribosomal protein P1. Gene Ontology annotation, cellular component: ribosome; cytosolic large ribosomal subunit. NCBI's taxonomy places the organism in Eukaryota, Metazoa, Arthropoda, Insecta, Diptera, Culicidae. The coding region runs from base 113 to 454 and encodes 113 amino acids. The record is from RefSeq and is a predicted model, not a curated record. Gene Ontology annotation, biological process: cytoplasmic translation; translational elongation. Gene Ontology annotation, molecular function: protein kinase activator activity; ribonucleoprotein complex binding; structural constituent of ribosome. The transcript is spliced from 3 exons.
UCGUCGUCGCUAGAUUCAGCCUCUUUUGCAAAGUAGAUUCCAUACUGUGCAGUGUUCUCACCCGGAGCUAAGGUCAAAUAAUUGACGACUUGCACGGUUUUCUUUUUUAAGAAUGGCUCUUAACAAAGCUGAAUUAGCCUGUGUGUACUCGGCGCUCAUCCUCGUUGACGACGAUGUCGCCGUUACCGAUGAGAAGAUCUCGACCAUCCUGAAGGCUGCCAACGUCGACAUCGAGCCAUACUGGCCCGGUCUCUUCGCCAAGGCUCUGGAGGGAAUCAAUGUUAAGGACUUGAUCACCAACAUUGGAUCCGGCGUAGGUUCCGGUGGCGCUGCACCAGCUGCUGGUGGUGCCGCUGCCGCUGCAGCCCCAGCUGCUGCCGAGAAGAAAGAAGAGAAGAAGGAGGAAGAACCCGAGGAAUCUGAUGAUGAUAUGGGAUUCGGUCUUUUCGGUUAGAUUCUUUCUCAUCGGAAGAUACGACGUGCGGAAAAAGAAGCACACUGCUUUUAUUCCCUGUAACAUUACGAUUUUUACAGUUGUAAUGUACACGUUUACAAAUAAAAAUUAGGUCUACGAGUUGAAAAA